Molecule: messenger RNA, 662 nt
Organism: Cetraspora pellucida
Lineage: Eukaryota; Fungi; Glomeromycota; Glomeromycetes; Diversisporales; Gigasporaceae
Source: the annotation of a GenBank genome assembly
CCAUUCGUGAGAUGUGUUUAAAAGAAUCCUCUAUGCCCUCUUGUUUAGACAAUAAAGAGUUUGCAGCACUUAAAGCCUUCUGUCAACUUCUUAAGCCAUUUGAAAGUGCCAUAUUAAUGCUUUCAAAAGAACAAUCUAAUUCAAUUUCUGAUGCAAUUAUGUUGGAGCAUUUAAAAGCAACGUUAAUUGAAGUCAGUAGAUAUAGUAAAAAUAAAGUAGAUCUGUUUGUUAAUAAUAUUCAAAAAAAGAUUAUUUCUUAUGAAACAAAAUAUACAAAUACAGAACCUCUAAAUAUUGAAGUUUCUGUAACUAUUAAUAUUAAUAAUGAGUUUAUAUACAAUUUUUUAUUUCCUAAAAGAAUUUCAAAAAAAAGAAAAUACAAUAAAAACUCGAUUGAAUCCAAAUUAGAAUUAUAUGAAGAUGAGUUACUUGAAGAUUUUACAAAUAACAUUAAAAAAAAAGAAAAUAAUAGAAUACUAUUUUGGAAAUUAUUAUCAAAAAGUUUUCUAAUACUUAGUAAAAUAGCAUGCAAUUAUCUAAGUAUUAAACCUUCAAGUGUCUCUAGUGAAAGGGCAUUUUCAAGAGUGGGUUUUACAAUCACUAAUGAUAAAGCAACUAUCAGUGAAAAAACUGUUUCUAACAUGAUACUUAUGCAUUCAUGA